AUGUCAUGUUCAUAGUGUUCAGAGAACCUGAAUGAUCCAUAUCUUGAAAAAUUCACAUCUAAGCUAGUCAUGACAAUACAGUAACAGUAUGUUGUUUGUAUUCAUAUGCUAAUAACUAUGCUCAAUUGACUAUACUGAUGAUUUAUUGUUGUGUAGCCUACUGCCUGUAACAUUGUAUGUUAUGGCCCAUCUUGCUUAUACAAGAGGAAAGAGGAUUAACUUUGUAAGCUGUGGUCUGAGGCAUUAGGUUGUGUGUGUGUGUGUGUGUGUGUGUGUGAGUCAGUCACACACAACUGUAUAACCACAUACUGUGUCUAGUACAAUACAGUUUGAUAGUCUACUUAAGAUAAGACGAAACCAACUGAGCAGCUCAUAUGGUUUGUUUACUUAUCCUGCAUAAGUCAUGUAUCAGUUUUAUUUUGAGGAAAUGGAAAGUAGACGAGCAGGUUUACUGUCAUUCAUUAGACAAUGCCUAAUGAAAUUUGAGCUGCCAUGACACUGUGGUUAGACGUGGCCUCUAGGCACAGAUCUAGGAUCAGUUUACCCUCCAUAUGUCAUAAUAAUAGAGGAAUCAUUGCAACACUGACCUUAGAUCAGCAUCUAGGAGCAACUGAAUUAUACUCAGUCAGGACACACCUUCAACUUCACAGUAAUUGAUAUCGCUUGCCUCACCCAGACAACACUGACGAGAGUGAGAGUUUUACACACAGUGAAACUGUAGUUUUUCCUUUUUUUGUCAACAGUACACAUUUAAACUACAUGUCCCCAGAGUCUUUAGCCUACUGUUUGAACCUCAGUCACUACUUCCUAACAGUCAUUGGCAUGUGCCCAUGCCAACUUUCAAACACAAAUGAUUUCACACUCACGGUAAAGGCUUCUGUUUUUUAGUUGUCUUUCCAGAGAAUGGCUGAGGGUGGUUUGUAAGAGUCAGAGAGAGCGUGAGAGCUCUGGUAGGCUGUGUUUACACAGUCACCAUGGCCCUGGUCCAGGCCCUAAGCUACAGCCCCAAGGGCCAGAUGGAGGCUAUCUCAGACUCUGCACUGCCUCUGGGGGGCAUCACACACAACAGGCAGCCCUCUACCACCCCUUCAGCCAGACUCCCCUCUCUGAGAAUCCAGACUGCUGCCUUUUACCACAGCUCAGCCUCACCCAGCCCUGACACUAACAAGCCCAAAUCAGGCAAGGAGCAGCAUUACAUUAUCUCUCUCUAGUGGCAACUGUAUGUUGCAUGGAGUAACUUAAAGGUCCCUUGACUUGUCUCCCAGUUAAUCUUACGGCCUAGAUCAGUGACCCUGACCUCCCCCCAACCCAUGCCUAGGACUGUUGCUUCUCCCUUUCCAUCUAACCUUUUUAUGCAAAUAAAGUACAUGUCGGAUAACAAAUGUCACGACAGGCCUGAUGGACACAGGAAAUAUGUUGGUAAACUUUCCAACAAAACAAAAUACGCUAGACAAGGUGCGAUGUUUUUUUGUGUAGGUAAAAUUGAUUAUGCGAGAAAUAGCUGUGGAAAUGCCUUUUCUGCGCAAAUAUCGAUAUAAUAACCAUCAUAUUGAAGCAAACUUGGAGUCACGCGAUGAUGUGUUGUGUGUUCCUCCCACAACGACUCGGGAAAGCAUCCAGUUUAUUAGGCUACAAAUGAAAUAAGUUAUGAUGAACUUCACAGAGUGGUGAAAGUGCACGUUGAUGAGCUUGAUGCUGCUUUCCAAUAAAUAUUGAGAGUCUUAUUCUGGUGACAUCAAUGAUUUUGUUUGUCAAAACGGCAGCCAAGCAAUCUCGCUAUUUUGUCUAUAAUAAUCUCAUCAUUUAGGUAGCCUACCCGUACUGGAAACCCAUUUACUUUUUUAUUCAGUACAUGGGAAUUUAACCGCACAUUUCAUUUUUAUGUGCAUGACUUCGUCACGCACAGCUUUUUAUCCGCAACACCAGUCAAUUUGAUGGAAACACAUCUCUGGCAUUUUGUAUUUAUGCGGAUUGUAGAAUAUUUGCAUGAAAAUCUGUCGCUUAUUGGAUGGAAACCUAGCUACUAACGGUAAAGUCCCAUGAACUGACUAAACGAGAAAUCAUAAGUGUGGCCAACCAGAGUAGGAGCCCCCCUCCCCCUCACUCCUCUAGGUCUGGUUCCUGUGUUUCUUCUUUCCUAAGAAAAAUAUAUUUUGUAAAUCACUUUGAUAAUCAUGUUUGUCUUCUCCUGUCUUUGUCUGCAGUGUUGUCCUCCGUCCUCGAGGUGGAGCUGUUUGAGAUGGGGAUUUGGUCUCUGGGUCUGGGGGCCUUAGGAGCAGCCAUCGCAGGGAUCUUCCUGGCUAAUACUGACCUGUGUCUGACCAAGGCUGCCCAGGCCUCGCUGGAGUACCUGGAGGUCGCAGACCUCCGCUCCACUGGAGACGGUACGAUGGCCCUGGUUCACCUAUUCUACCACCACAUAGAGGCAUUGCACAGGCCGUGAAUUUGGACCAACAACAUGACAAGGAAUUUAACCAGUUUUCCAAACCUUAACCCUUGAUGGUCAGUCAAAGUUACUUAAAGUCUCAGGAAAGGUGACAUCACAGUGCAAGGCUAAAACCAGCUUCCUUCCUCUACAUCGGCAGAGCUUGCCAUCUGUCCAUAUCUUUUCAGUCCAUAUGUUUACAAACAAUUAAACUUGCAUCCCCAGUGAAAGCCCCAUUCUUUGUAUUAGCCUAUAAACAUUGCAUUCGAAAGGUUUUCAGACCCCUUCACUUUUUCCACAUUUUGUUACGUUACAGCCUUAUUCUAAAAUUGAUUAAAUAAAUGUUUUUCCUCAUCAAUCUACACACAAUACCCCAUAAUGACAAAGCGAAAACAGGUUUUUAGAAAUUUUUGCAAAUGUAUAGAAAAAUAAAAAACAGAAAUACCUUAUUUACAAAAGUAUUCAGACCCUUUGCUAUGAGACUCGAAAUUGAGCUCAGGUGCAUCCUGUUUCCAUUGAUCAUCCUUGAGUUUGAUUGGAGUCCACCUGUGGUAAAUUCAAUUCAUUGGACAUGAUUUGGAAAGGCACACACCUGUCUAUAUAAGGUCCCACAGUUGACAGUGCAUGUCAGAGCAGAAACCAAGCCAUGAGGUCGAAGGAAUUGUCCUUAGAGCUCCGAGACAGGAUUGUGUCGAGGCACAGCUCUGGGGAAGGGUACCAAAAAAUGUCUGCAGCAUUGAAGGUCUCCAAGAACACAGUGGCCUCCAUUAUUCUUAAAUGGAAGAAGUUUGGAACCACCAAGACCCUUCCUAGAGCUGGCCGCCCGGCCAAACUGAGCAAUCGGGGGAGAAGGGCCUUGGUCAGGGAGGAGACCAAGAACCCAAUAGUCACUCUGACAGAGCGCAAGAGUUCCUCUGUGGAGAUGGGAGAACCUUCUAGAAGGACAACCAUCUCUGCAGCACUCCACCAAUCAGGCCUUUAUGGUAGAGUGGCCAGACGGAAGCCACUCCUCAGUAAUAGGCACAUGACAGCCCGCUUGGAGUUUGCCAAAAGUAAACUAAAGGACUCUCAGACCAUGAGAAACAAGAUUCUCUGGUCUGAUGAAACCAAGAUUGAACUCUUUGGCCUGAAUGCCAAGCGUCACAUCUGGAGGAAACCAGGCACUGCUCAUCACCUGGCCAAUAACAUCCCUAUGGUGAAGCAUGGUGGUGGCGGCAUCAUGCUGUGGGGAUGUUUUCAGCGGCAGGGACUGGGAGACUAGUCAGGAUCGAGGGAAAGAUGAACGGAGCAGUACGAAGAGAUCCUUGAUGAAAACCUGCUCCAGAGUGCUCAGGACCUCAGACUGAGUGAAGGUUCACCUUCCAACAGGACAACGCAGGAGUGGCUUCGGGACAAGUCUCUGAAUGUCGUUGAGUGGCCCAGCCAGAGCCCGGACUUGAACCCGAUCUAACAUCUCUGGAGAGACCUAAAAAUAGCUGUGCAGCGACGCUCCCCAUCCAACCUGACAGAGCUUGAGAGGAUCUUCAGAGAAGAAUGGGAGAAACUCCCCAAAUACAGGUGUGCCAAGCUUGUAGCGUCAUACCCAAGAAAACUCGAGGCUGUAAUCGCUGCCAAAGGUGCUUCAACAAAGUACUGAGUAAAGGGUCUGAAUACUUAUGUAAAUAAGGUAUUUCUGUUUUUUAUUUUUUAUACAUUUGCAAACAUUUCUAAAAACCUGUUUUUGCUUUGUCACAAUUUACUCCAUUUUAGAAUAAGGCUGUAACGUAACAAAAUGUGGAAAAAUUCAAGGGGUCUGAAUACUUUCCGAAUGCACUGUAGGUUAUUGUAAUGUGGCUAAGACAUGAGUGAAUGCUCAACUGUCCACAGGCUAAAUCCUCGGCCAUACAUGGUAGGCUAUAAAACUCCCACUAAAUGUAAAGCACUUUGAGAACCCUCAGUAAAAAGCAGUAUUUAAAUGAGCUAGCCUAUCCUAUGCAAUUUUCCCUCCAUGUAACAAGGGCUUAAUGUAAAGAGGGAACAUGAUGUAAAACUAUUACGCUCCUUACUAAACACAUUUAUCCAUGCGUUUAACCCAGUCUUUAUACAGUGCCUUCAGAAAGAAUUCACACCCCUUUUUCCACAUUUUGUUGUGUUACAGCCUGAAUUGAAGAGAUUUUUUGUCACUGGCCUACACCCAAUACCACAUAAUAUGAAAGUGUAAUAAAGUUUUUAGAAAAUUUUACAAAUUCAUGAAAAAUGAAAAGCUGAAAGUCUAAUUAUUCAACCCCUUUAUUAUGGCAAGCCUAAAUUAGUUCAGGAGUAAAAAUAAUUGCUUAACAAGUCACAAGUUGCAUGGCGUCACUCUGUGUGCGAUAAUAGUGUUUAACAUGGCUUUUGAAUGACUACCUCAUCUUUAUACCCCACACAUACAAUUAUCUCUAAGGUCCCUCAGUUGAGCAGUGAAUUUCAAACAGAUUCGACCACAAAGACAAGGGAGGAUGGAUCAACAACAUUGUAGUUACUCCAUAAUACUACGUUAAUUGACAGAGUGAAAAGAAGGAAGCCUGUACAGAAUAAAAAAUAUUCCAAAACAUGCAUCCUUUUUGCAGGAAGACACUAAAGUAAACUGCCAAAAAUGUGGCAAAGCAAUACACUUUUUAUCCUGAAUACAAAGUGUUAUGUUUGGGGCAAAUACAACACAUUACUGAGUACCGCUCUCCAUAUUUUCAAGCAUAGUGGUGGCUGCAUCAUGUUAUGGGUAUGCUUGUAAUCAUUAAGGUAUGGGGAGUUUUUCAGGAUAAAAAAUACAUGGAAUGGAGCUAAGCAUAGGAAAAAUCCUAGAGGAAAACCUGGUUCAGUCUGCUUUCCACCAGACAUUGGGAGAUGAAUUCACCUUUCAGCAGGACAAUAACCUAAAACACAAGGCCAGAUCUACACUGGAGUUGCUUACCAAGAAGACAAUGAAUGUUCCUGAGUGGCCUAGUUACAGUUUUGACUUAAAUCUGCUUGAAAAUCUAUGGCAAGAUCUGAAAAUGUUUGUCUAGCAAUGAUAAACAACCAAUUUGACAGAGCUUGAUGAAUUUAGAAAAUAAUAAUGGGCAAAUGUUGCACAAUCCAGAUGUGGAAAGCACUUAGAGAUUUACCCAGAAAGACUCAUAGCUGUAAUCACUGCCAAAAGGUGAUUCUAACAUGUAUUGACUCAAGUGGUUGAAUUCUUAUCUAAUCCAGAUAUAUUCGUUUCUUUUUUCUUUUUUAUGUUAGAAUUUUUCUUCCACUUUGACAUUACAGAGUAUUGUGUGUUGAUUGUUGACAAAAAAAUGACGAUUAAAUAAAUUUUAAUACCACUUUGUAACACAAAGUGGAAAAAGUCAAGGGGUAUACAUACUUUCUGAUGGCACUGUACAUGUAACACACUGCAGGCUUGGAGUUAUUCUUGGUCAUGUAUUCAGGAAAAACUCUGAGCCAUACAUUAGGGCCCAGAGUUUUUUUAAAUGUAUGUGCUGUGUAUAAUGUGUAUGUGUAUGUGUGUGUGUGUCCUGCAGAUGAGAAGACCAUGAAGGCCAAAACUCUGUGGGAGAAGACAGGAGCAGUAGUCAUGGCUGUACGACGGCCCGGAUGAUUUUUGUGCAGAGAGGUGAAGUGAUGAUGUUACUGAUACUUUACAGUAUAGUCAGCUUUUUUUUUACUAUUUCAGAAAUGGUCUUAAUUCAAGUCUAUUCCACACCAUAUGUUGUUGUUGUGUAGAUUCCGCUGUAUGCAUUAGGCAAAAUCUGCAGGCCUAAAUUCCAAAUAAACGAGGCCCCAUCCUAUUAUUGGAAUUGUACUAAUUGUCUGUGUAGGAGGCCUCUGAGCUGUCCUCUCUGAAGACCCAGCUUGAGGAGCUUGGUGUCCCUCUGGUUGCCGUGGUGAAGGAGAACAUUGGCACGGAGAUCGAGGACUUCCGACCUCACUUUGCUGGGGACAUCUAUGUAGACGUGAAGGUGAGACUGACCUGACGCUCUAUGGGUGCAUCUCAAUAGUUUAACAAAGGCUUCCUCUCCUUGUCUCCUCCUUUCCUUCAUCUGCACUGGCCUGAAAGAACUGUGAACAUGUUUGAAUAGAUCACUACAUAGGCCUGCCAUGAAGGAGAGGAGCUAAACCAUGUGUAGAUCAGAGUAUGUGAGUGUAGCUGGAGAGGAGCAUUCCCAAUUUGACUGGAGCACGGAGCGAGAUUCCCAAAGGCUGGAGCUUCGGCAUUCUCGCCCGCUCCAAUUUCGCUCCAGUAGCGCUCACUUCACGAGCUCAGGGCAUGCCCGGCCCAGCAUGCAUUUGUAGUUUACUUGUGUGCUGCUAUAGCCCCUUGUUUUAGCUACUGUCAUGGAGGUCGCUAAAUAUUUUCAUAAAUAAACUGACUUACAAAGAUGAGGACCAAGAGCAAGAGAGGGAGUGCGGUGAUUUAGUGUCCACAACUAAAGAAUCAUUGUGGAAUCUGAAGACACAUAUCCCGAAAGCAUGAUGCUUUACUUACUACGUGUACAUGCUAAAAGAAAGGAACGAGGUGGGUAGAUAACUGUGUGUCAUUGUAGCAAAGUAUUUCUAAACUAAAAAUCAGAUCUCUUAAACUUUUAGUUCAUUUUUGUUCUAUUAUCUAUACAAUAGGCCAUAAUUGAUUUUGGCCCAAUAGGCUUGGCAUAUUCCCACGUUCAAGGAGCUUUCUGUUUUGAUUGGGUUAUUUUGCCUAAAAACCUUUAUGCCUACCUAUAGGAAAAAAAAAAAAAUAACUCUGCAUCUCUGCCCAGCCUGGCAAGACUGGCCAAAAGGGUGUUUAGCAUCCCCAGUGGCUCUGCAAGUGUGGAGCGGAUAUUCUCCGCUGCUGGCCGGCUCUCCAGGCACCAUCGGAUGAGCCUGAAGCUGCAGACUGGCCAAACUCGUGUUUCUAAAAAUGAAUUCAAAGGCACUAAUAAGUCUUUUUUUAAAUUUUUUAAUUUUUUAUUCUAAGUAAGUCUAUAUGCGCAAUUUAUAGACUAAAAUGAUUGAAUACAACGAAAUGUUGUUUAAAUGCUGAGCGCUUUAUGUCCAUACCAGCCUAGUGUGUCACACUCGCAAAUACUUCACAAUGUAUUUAUUUGUAGGCUAUAGCCUUGAAAUAAUAUAGCCUAAAUAAUUUGUUCCUUCUUAGGCUCCAUGUCUGGCUCUUGACCUAUUUAGUGUUUAUAUGCUGUUUAAUAUGACAUUUAGCCUAUUUGAAAUGAUGUGCACUUCUUACAUUCACCUUUUCAUGUUUAUUCAAAUACUUUUCAUUCAAAUCGAUAUGGUUUGGUUUCAGUACUUCAAAACCAAUUGGUAGGUCCAGGUAGUCACAAAAAUAUAUGGGUGUUGGUUAAAUUGUGAUUUUAAUGAAUGGAUCGAAUUUGGAGCGCCAUUUUUUUUCCUGUGAGUGCGGAGCGGCGGUUGGAAAGGAUACAGAGCGGAAUUUCCGACAGCUCAACUUCGCUCACAUGCUCUGGUGUAGAUAUAGUGUGCCCAUUGUCUGUGCCUGACUUUGUUUCAAGUUUUAUUUUCUCCAAGGACUGACUGACUGAUUGAUUGUUUUGCUCGUGUCCCUUGCAGCACCACUUCUACGGCCCGCUACAGAGGAAGAUGGGGGGGCUGGGGUUCAUCCGUCAGGGGGUGUGGCAGAACUUCAUGCGGGCCUGGAAGGCUGGUUACCAGGGCAACAUGCUGGGGGAGGGCUUUGUCCUGGGAGGCGUGUUUGUCAUCGGAGCGGGGAACCAGGUACCACACACACACAUACAGGGCUGUGCAUCAAUGGAGUGGGCUCAGCCACAGCUGGGAAUCAUUGAUUGGAGCUGUUAGACUCAAACUGCCAACACACACUUUGUAUCUGUUAUCAACUCCUUAGUAAUCAGUGGCCAUCAGCAGGACAAUAUGGAUACAAACAUGAUUUAAUGAAAACGAAUGGACAGAGAGCAUCAUUGUUGUGUUGUGAGCUUGUUUGGUAUUAUGUAGGUCCCUUUUUAAAUUAAUGUUGUCUUUUUUGCUCCUCAGGGUAUUCUUCUGGAGCACAGGGAGAAGGAGUUUGGCAACAAAGUGGAGAAUGAAGAUGUUUUAGAGGCCGUCAAGAGAAUUGUGCCAAUGCAAUAG
This is a messenger RNA of Coregonus sp. 'balchen', 8527 nucleotides long. The record is from the annotation of a GenBank genome assembly. NCBI's taxonomy places the organism in Eukaryota, Metazoa, Chordata, Actinopteri, Salmoniformes, Salmonidae.